AUUUGGAAUGCUCAAAUUUGCCCAUGAAAAGCUGUCCCAUGGACAUGGAUACUGCCUCUAUGCUGCUACAAACGGACAUCUCGAGUGCCUCAAAUACGCCCGAAAAAUGGGCUGUCCAUGGGAUGAAUGGAUAUGCUGUGCAGCUGCUGGAGAAGCCAUUUGGAUGUUCUACGAUGGGCCGUUGAACAGGGAUGUCCGUCCACUGGAGGGCCAACAUAUCAACGCCAAGAAUGUGGCUGCGGGAGAAGGGCAGCUAGAGAGUCUCAAGUACAUCCUCAGACAAGAGAAGGACAACUUCUUGCAUGAAACGCUUUUUGAAACUGCAGCAACAAAUCAUCGUUGGGUGGUACUCAAAUGGCUUUGUCUGGAGGCUGGUAAGUGUGCUAAAUUGGCGCUUCUUGAGAAAGGCCUUGAGCUAUGGGAAGAAUAUCAUUCGGCUCUCAACGCCUAAUUUGACCCAACCCAAAUCAGAGAAUUCAUAGCUAAUUCAUAGUCUACUGACCCAUUCAUAGUCUAGCUCUCG
Seminavis robusta is the source of this 523-nucleotide messenger RNA. NCBI's taxonomy places the organism in Eukaryota, Bacillariophyta, Bacillariophyceae, Naviculales, Naviculaceae. The record is from the annotation of a GenBank genome assembly.